CGCGUCGCUCAGUCCAGGCGGACACGUGCUUUUAUCAUCCCAAGUUCUAGUGCAUAGAAGUGUGGGCCAUGAUGUGAUAGCCAGUGUGCAACUGAAUGUAACUAACGGUGCAUUGUGAUUGUGUGUGUGGUGCGUUUGCGAGUGUGUACCGGACUUGUACAAACUGUGUGUUUUGCGUCUUAGAGUGCCGUGUUCGGUGGUGUCGGUAUGGCGGUGUGGCAGUGCCGCGUACUGCUCGUGGUGGUUCUGUGCCACCUCGCUCUCUCCUCGCCCGCGGUUCGCCGCGAUCUCAGAGGCCUCGCCUAUGAGCCUCCGCAGGACCCUCUGGCCCUAGCGCAGCCGGCGAAGCUGGGCGAGGAGACGUUCGGAGGAGCGGCCGAUCCUAGGGGUGGGCGAGAGAAGCGACUACUCAAGACUGUCGGGGUAGUGAAGAGUGUGAAGGCCGUAGCCACCAAGGCUGCGGUCGCGGGUGCCAAAGCCAUCGGCGCUAAAGUGCUAAAGUCAAGCGCCGGUGUGGCCGCUGGGGCGCUUGGACUUAAAGCCGUGGCAGGAAAAGCCAUAGGUGCCAAAGUGAAGGCGGUCGGUGUUAAGGCCAUCGGCACAGUGGCUGCGCUUGGACUGAAGGCACUGCUGCUCAAAUUCCUCUUUGGGCUGUCCAAGUCCUCGCUGCAGUCCGUCAGUCAGCCUCGCCAGCGCCCCGUCUCUACCCCCACCCCAGGGUCUGAGGAUGAUGAAGUGCCGCAGUUUGACCCCAACAAGAUCAGUCUCCAAGUACCAGAUGAGUUGUUCGCUCCAGCGUUCAACUCAGUAAACAGCAUCUCAACCAUUCUUGGCAACCUUAUUCAGAACACUGCUGAAAGGGUCGCCGGACUGGUCGAAAGGCUGAAGCCGCUUCUAAGAUCUUCUCUGGGGUUCCGAUCACGGAAAAGGGAAACAGAAGAAGACAAAGAUACGGAAGACACAAAUGACCUUGCAGACAACGAGACAACUUUUUUUACGGACUCUGACUCUUCAGCUAAUGAAGUUCAGCAGUUAGCGGGAAGUGAAACACAAACUCAAACAGCUGCUUCAGCGGAAGAAGAGCUCAACAGCCCAAUAAAGACUAGCUAUGCUGCCUUGGCCAAUAAUAGAUAACAUACAAACGCAUCUUCUGCAAACACCAUUGCUCACUUUUAUUUCUGUUACCAAGAUUUGUACUAAAUAUUCUGACAGUGUGGUUGAAGUUAACCAGAUUAUUCAUCUGUAGUAUCUUUGUCAUCAAUCAUAGUAAAGGUACCACUUUAUAUAUGUAAAUAAUAAUUUGUAAAUGUAAUAUUCAAGAUCAAAACUGGUUCCUUUGGAAAAUCGUCAUCUCAUAUCAUUGCAAAAGUGUAUCAUCAUAAGUGUUCAUUUAGCUCCAUUUAUUUUAUGCCAUUAUUUUGUCGUGCCAAAGUUUAAAAUUAAAUGGUUAAAUUUAUUUUAUUUUAUGCUGUGAAUUAUUGCAGUAAGAAAUUAUUAUAACUACCAACCAAAGUAAAGUAUUAAUAAUAUGUAGAUAUGUUUUAUGCAUAGUGAUUUUUUGAGAGUUGGGACUUCCUAACCCUGUAAAACCAUAACAAUUUGUAUUACACCUUUUGAAGCUGACUCUAAGAAGUGAAAUGUAUAUUCGUGGAGAUUCUUAAGCAAAAUUAUAAAUUUUUGGGAAAAUAAUUUACAUAAAACUGAAUGACCAGUAGGUGUGGUAACUAUGUAAAUUUCUUGAUUAUUAGUAAGUAUGUUUGUUUUACCAUUUCCCAAUAAAAUAUUUA
Molecule: messenger RNA, 1787 nt
Organism: Macrosteles quadrilineatus (aster leafhopper)
Lineage: Eukaryota; Metazoa; Arthropoda; Insecta; Hemiptera; Cicadellidae
Exons: 6
Coding region: 208-1134 (308 amino acids)
Source: RefSeq, a predicted model, not a curated record